Molecule: messenger RNA, 11524 nt
Organism: Coregonus sp. 'balchen'
Lineage: Eukaryota; Metazoa; Chordata; Actinopteri; Salmoniformes; Salmonidae
Source: the annotation of a GenBank genome assembly
CUGAUGGGGACAUUUUGAAAUAAGUAGCUAGCUGGUAUUCGUGAGUGAGUGGACCAAGGUUCACUUCACUUUAUUAGUUGUAUAUCUCGCAUGCGUGAUACGUUCAAAUUAAUGAAGAUGACACAGAAGUCGGACACUGAAGAAACAAGCGUAUAACGUAACACACAAGUAAGUUGCUAGUUUAGCUAGCAUAUUAACCUGCAUAGCUAGCUACGCCGUCAGUGCGAACUGGCUGGCUAGCUACUGGGCUGCGUUAAAAUGGAAUCGUCGUUAGCAUACGUCGCUUCCAUUUUAGGUAGCUUACUAGCUGCCCAUCGAGUUCGUGCUAGCGGUAUCACAAAUGCAUGCAUGCAUGGAUGGUGGACUAUGUUUAGAAAUCCCCCUAGCAACUCCAUUCGUCAAACUCGAUUUUUGGGAAACUUGCUUAGCAAACUAGCUAACGUCGUAAGUCAUAGCUAGCUCGAUAGCAAACGAAACCCUCAACCACAGUUUGCCUCAAUCUUUUCCCUGUUAGCUAGUUACCUAGCCAGACAGCGAAGCUACCAUCAAGCUAGAUAACUAGCAAAGGAAGAAGGAAGCCAGCUUCCUGGCGUUACUGGUUUGCUGUAUGUUUAGCGCAGUUAACGUAAGUUAGCAAUAUUUUUGAUUGCUAGCCAGCCAGUUGAUAGUGACGUGUAGUUGCUUUUUAGCUAAGUUUUCGAGCUAGCUAGCCAGGUAGUUACAUAGGUCAACAUUUCGUUUUUCGUAAUGUUAAAUCGGCCAGUGAUGUUAUUCAUAUGUGAUAGAUGAGGCUCUGUCUAUCUGAGCUUGCUCUUGUCCUGGGCUACUGUAAGGUGUGGCGCAAAGAUCCCCGGACUUGAGUUUCGUAGUUGCCCACACAGAGUGGUGUCAUGACGCCAUUAUUUGAAGCCACAAACCUACUGUUAUAAUGCCGCGUUCAAAACAACUGGGUAACUCAAAUUCUGACUUCAGUGCAUUCAAGACAACUGGAACUCGGAAAAACACGAGCUCCGAUUGGGAAAAACGUUUUGAAUGGUCAUCCAACUCGGAAUUCCAAGGCGGAAACUUUCUAGAGCUCCGACCUGAAUAUCUCUGACGUCAUGAUUUUUUACUUAGUUUUUUCCCCCAGGUUCCCAGUUGUCUUGAAAGCACCAUAAAACUACUGGGCAAUAUAUUAAAUGUCGGUGCAAGGUUAGUCUACCAGCUGUGCCACAUCAAUCUUAUGUUUAGGUGUAUUUCGGUGGAAUGCUGUGAAUUUGAGCAAUGAAGAGUUCAUGAUACAGUUUGCAAGAAGAAGCUCACCAUUUGUAGGCGUUUCCUUCCUACAUGUAUGUUGCCAUUCCACACAAUGGUAAAAGUUUGGAUCCAGCAGAUAUUUGUAAGCUGAAGGCAUGAGGGGGUUCAAAGUUAAACCAGUAGAACAGGUGUUGCCAGCAUCUAGCGGAUAACCUUUCUUAUGUGAGAAUGCUACCAAAUACCCAUAUUUUACACUUUUGGUUCAUUAUUGGUUUUAGGGUGGCAGGUAACCUAGCGGUUAAGAGCAUUAGGCCAGUAACCGAAAGGUUGUUGGUUCAAAUCCCAGAGCCGACUAGGUGAAAAAUAUGUCUGCCCUUGAGCAAACAUAACCCUAAUUGCUCAUUUAAGUCGCUCUGGAAAAGAACGUCUCCUAAAUGACUAAAAUGUAAACAUACCCCACUACAGCUGUAAAUGCAGCCAGAUUAAUUGGUGCUAAAUUGCCUAUUGGUACUGUUGUAGGCUGCUGGUACUUCAUUGAAAUGUUUUUUAUUAAGCUACCAGUGGUUCCCGUCUCCGGUCCUCGUGUACCCCCAAAGGUACACAUUUUUAUCAUAACCCCCGACAAACAUACCUGAUUCAACUUGUCAACUAAUCAUCAGGCCCUCAAUAAGUUGAAUCAGGUAUGUUCAUUUAGGGCUACAAGACAAAUGUGUGCUGUUGGGGGUACUUGAGGACCAGAGUUGGGAAACACUGAGCUACACCUUUCAUAAGUCGGUCUGUUGUACUGCGUCAUUUUAAAGAUCCUGCAAGAGGAUGAUUAAUUUUUAAUGUGUUCAGACUUAAAGAUAUAUCAAUAUUAGAAUGGGUGCAAGCGUAGGUCUUUUUGAACCAAAGUUAAAUCUGUGCGAUAUCAUAUAUUGUUGUUCCAGGUGAGUUCCUGUCCUGGCCCACCCUUCUAAAACUGUCAGACCACGGGGCCCUACGCUCAACUAGCGUGAAGAUGGCAGACACCGAGGAGUUUGUGGAUGCUGAUAUCUUCCCAGAGUGCCCUGUGCAGGGGGGGUCAGCUGCUGCUGUCAGGGGGGAGCAGGAGGAGCCCCUUAAAACAGAGACCACCAGCUCUCCGCCAGGAGAAAAGGAGGGGGACAGCCCCCUGCAGACAGAGGGUGAGCCCAGCCUUCUCUCCAUGCCCUGCCUCAUGAAAGAGCUGAGGAGAAACUCCCAUGAGUCCCAGCAUGCCUCCACCGGCAGCGACAAGCCCACCUCGGGCCGUGCCUACGAGAGCGACUCCUCCAACCCCUGCAUGCUCUCGCCCUCCUCCAGCGGCCACCUGGCCGACUCAGACACACUCUCCUCUGGUGAGGAGAGAUCCGCCUCACGUGCGACAGUGGAUGGGGGCUCCAUGGAGCCCGGGGCCGACACCAGACUUGCAGCAGGGGGUCAAAUAUCUGCAUCAAGUGGGCGAAAGUCCCGGCGUUCACGUUCUGAAAGCGAGAUGUCCACCAACACAAUGGCAGCCAAGAAAAACCGCUGCCAGCCCGCUGUGGUGGGAGGAGCAGGCAGCGAGAAGCAGACCAAUGGCCGGCUGGCUAAAGUCAAAGGUCACCGGAGCCAAAAGCACAAGGAGCGGAUUCGUCUGUUGAGGCAGAAGCGUGAGGCGGCAGCGAGGAAGAAAUACAACCUGCUGCAGGACAGUAGUACGAGCGACAGUGACCUCACCUGUGACUCCAGCACCAGCUCCUCUGAAGACGACGACGAGACAUCAGGCGGCAAGACAAUCACCACAGACAUCCCAGGUAACAAUCACCACAGACAUCCCAGGUAACAAUCGCCACAGACGUCCCAGGUAACAAUCGCCACAGACGUCCCAGGUAACAAUCGCCACAGACGUCCCAGGUAACAAUCGCCACAGACGUCCCAGGUAACAAUCGCCCCAGACGUCCCAGGUAACAAUCGCCCCAGACGUCCCAGGUAACAAUCGCCCCAGACGUCCCAGGUAACAAUCGCCCCAGACGUCCCAGGUAACAAUCACCCCAGACGUCCCAGGUAACAAUCACCCCAGACGUCCCAGGUAACAAUCACCCCAGACGUCCCAGGUAACAAUCACCCCAGACGUCCCAGGUAACAAUCACCCCAGACGUCCCAGGUAACAAUCACCCCAGACGUCCCAGGUAACAAUCACCCCAGACGUCCCAGGUAACAAUCACCCCAACGAGACGUCCCAGGUAACAAUCACCCCAGACGUCCCAGGUAACAAUCACCCCAGACGUCCCAGGUAACAAUCACCCCAGACGUCCCAGGUAACAAUCACCCCAGACGUCCCAGGUAACAAUCACCCCAGACGUCCCAGGUAACAAUCACCCCAGACGUCCCAGGUAACAAUCACCCCAGACGUCCCAGGUAACAAUCACCCCAGACGUCCCAGGUAACAAUCACCCCAGACGUCCCAGGUAACAAUCACCCCAGACGUCCCAGGUAACAAUCACCCCAGACGUCCCAGGUAACAAUCACCCCAGACGUCCCAGGUAACAAUCACCCCAGACGUCCCAGGUAACAAUCACCCCAGACGUCCCAGGUAACAAUCACCCCAGACGUCCCAGGUAACAAUCCAGGGCUCUACGCUGACCUUGUUAACAAGAAGCUCUUGUGCGCCUAAGUUGAAAAAUAUUUGAAGUAUUAACGCUAGAAUCCUUAAUUUUUUCUAAAUUAAAAUUCCAGGUCGCACAGCAAAAUAUUUACCUGCAUAUGCGAGGUAAAAGGUUGCACUGUAGAGCCCUGUAAUCACCACAGACAUCCCAGUUAACAAUAAACACCAGACACAUUUAACCUAACCCAACCCACACAGGGUAAUAUUCACAAAACAUGCAGUGCAUUCGGGAAGUAUUCAGACCCCUUCCCUUUUUCCACAUUUAGUUACGUUACAGCCUUAUUCUAAAAUUGAUUAAAAAAAUAAAAAUAAUAAUAAUCUACACACAAUACCCCAUAAUGACAAAGGGAAAACAGUUUUUUUUUUUAUGUUUGCAAAUGUAUAAAAACAACACUUAUUUGCAUAAGUAUUCAGACCCUUUGCUAUGAGACUCAAAAUAAACACAGGUGCAUCUUGUUUCCAUUGAUAAUCCUUGAUGUUUCUAGAACUUGAUUGGAGUCCACCUGUGGUGAAUUUCAAUUGAUUGGACAUGAUUUGGAAAGGCACACACCUGUCUAUAUAAGGUCCCACAGUUGACAGUGUAUGUCAGAGCAAAAACCAAGCCAUGCGGUCGAAGGAACUGUUUGUUGAGCUCCGAGACAGGAUUGUGUCAAGGCACAGAUCUGGGGAAGUGUACCAAAAAAUGUCUGCAGCAUUGAAGGUCCCCAAGAACACAGUGGCCACCAUCAUUCUUAAAUAGAAGAAGUUUGGAAUCACCAAGACUUUUCCAAGAUCUGGCCGCCUGGCCAAACUGAGCAAUCAGGGAGGUGGCGAAGAACCCAACGGUCACUCUGACAGAGCUCAAGAGUUCCUCUGUGGAGAUGGGAGAACCUUCCAGAAGGACAACCAUCUCUGCAGGUCUCCACCAAUCAGGCCUUUAUAGUAGAGUGGCCAGACGGAAGCCACUCCUUAGUAAAAGGCACAUGACAGCCCGCUUGGUGUUUGCCAAAAGGCACCUUAAGACUCUCAGACAAUGAGUGUCUUCGGGACAAGUCUCAAUGUCCUUGAGUGGCCCGGACUUGAACCUGAUCGAACAUCUCUGGAGAGAUCUGAAAAUAGCUGUGCUGCGAUGCUCCCCAUCCAACCUGACAGCGCUUGAGAGGAUCUGCAGAGAAGAAUGGGAGAAACUCCCCAAGUACAGUUGUGCCAAGCUUGUAGCGUCAUACCCAAGAAGACUCGAGGCUGUAAUCGCUUCCAAAGGUGCUUCAACAAAGUACUGAGUAUAGGGUCUGAAUACUUAUGUAAAUGUGAUAUUUCAGUUUUUUAUUAAUACAUUUGCAAACAUUUCUUAACCUGUUUUUGCUUUGUCAUUAUGGGAUAUUGUGUGUAGAUUGAUGGAAAAUAACAAUUUAAUCAAUUUCAUAAUAAGGCUGUAACACAAAGUAGAAAAGGGGGUCUGAAUACUUUCCGAAUGCACUGUAUAUCCCAUGUUUAAUGUGUUUGGGUCUUUCUAUAAAUAAUGGGGCCAAUGUGUGACAUUGGGAUAAACUUUUCAAAAUGUGUUGAAACAAAAAUAAAAAUGAGUUUUAUGCAGUUCCACGUGUACUUGGAGGUAUAUGCAAAUUGCCCUGUAACUCCACCUCUACUACUACAACAACAGGCCUAGGGACUAUACAUCCUUUAAGCAGGGUUCAUACAGACAUUGGCAAGUCAUAUUGAGGGACUUUUUCAAGCCCUUUAUUGUAGUUGUCAAGGAUCUCAAUGUUAUACAAUUGUAUAAUUUAUAUAAUUGCACAUAUAGGGCCUAAUAUAGAAACCCCCCCCCCCCCCCCCCCCCCACAAAGAAAGCAUGCAAGAACUGUCAAAAGUAGGCCGUUACCACUUUAAGAAUAAUGCAUUUUUUAGGCCUUGCCAAUGCAUUGAUAUUAAAAUGAUUAUUACAUUCUAAAAUGUGAGAAUACUGUGGACUUGCCUGACUAAAUGAAAUGGAUGCGUGCAUGGUGAUUUUUCUUUAGCCUAUGUGGCGAAACAGGCACACAUAAUGAAGCCAUGAAUAGUGGCUGUUUUUAUAAUGAGAACGCAGCCAAAAGCCUGGUUCCUUUUGUAAUGGAAGGAUUUGUAUGGAAAGCCAAGUUGAUGCCAGCAUUAGAUCUUGUCGUCCUCAUAAUCACUGCAUGUGGUUUUACAGCAACAGAGUUGCGCCACACCCUUCAAUUGAAGCGGUGGGAAAGAAAGGAAAUCACCGAUAAUUAGAAGGGUGCAGGAGAACUUAUAAAUUGGCUACAAUAAUUCAAGACUUUUCAAGCACCAAAUUCUAGGAAAUGUCAGAUUUUCAAGGUAGGCCUAUUCCAGUACUUGAAUUUCUGAACUUCGAGUUUAAGUAGGCUGUUUCAAGCCCAUCGUAUUGUUUAAAAUUGCAGGUGUAACAUGGAAACCAACAUGUAUUUGUCAUGUUAUUUCAUUAUCAGAUAAUAUUGUGAAGAUGCCUAUUAGGCUAUGUAAUUUGUCAUUAUAUCCUGAAUAAUUAAUAGGAAUAGAGUUGGGUGUUGCGCAAUAGUCUAUCCUACACAAUUGCACACAGUAGGCUGUGUCCAAUCCGAGGCACAAAAACAUAUACUCAUUACCUUGACGCUUUCUGUUAAAUCUAACGAGACCCUUCUUUAAAUCAAGCAAACGACAGAUGAUCAACAUAAAUUCUCUAGGGAUAAUAGAUCCAGUGUAGAUCCAGGCACAACUGUCUUCACCAGUGUAAGGAAUGAGAGACCCUGAAUAUUUUGGCCAUUCCUCGCAAACACCUUUUUUCCAGCACUUGGGCUGUUUCAUCGCAUGCGCUAUCACAACAGCUGUUCAUCAUUUGAUUGUCAUUCAGAAAAUUCCUUCCUGGAUCAGAUGUGUGAAAAUAUCACAGCAUAAUUAGACAUCUGGACACCAAAUGCUCAUCCAGCAAGUGUUAUGCAUAAUUAUUGAAGAACCACAUUAAUGACUAUCGCUUUAGAUUUUCAGGAUCAAGGUAAGGUGACUCUUUCUGUUAGAAUCAUUCGAUUUUGCAAUCACAUACAAUUUUGGGGGGGUUUGUGUGCCCAGAAACUGUUUUCACCCCAUUACAUAAGGAGACCCGUUAAGUAGUUACACUGCAUUUCUGAAAUCUCUAUACAAAAAAACUCUUACAGGGUUCAAGUUCAAUGUCUAAUUGAACUGAUUAAUGCGUAAGAUAUGAUAUAAGGACAACUUACACUGCCAUAAAUGCAAGGACAGAAAAGUAAUGUUUAUUGUCACGAUUCUGGACAAAUCCGUCAAGACACUAAUCAUGAUAGAGGUUUUAAAUCAACUCGUGAAUUUGAUUGAAUAUAGCUACUGUCUUAAUACAAUGACAUGAAAAAAAAUUGGAUGAUUAUUAUCAAUUACUUAUCAACAGCGGUAACAAGUCGUCCAGCGUAGGAAAUCCUGGUACCCUAGUCUAUAGAAAGACCCAUGUACUACAGGCAUUCCAAGUAACCCACGUAGCGCACCAUAAGGUAAUGAUCCCAAUUUGCUACAGACAUCACAGGUAAUUAUGACAAAAUGACUCCAAAACAGUUGCCACAGACAUCUCACAUGAAUCAUUUCACAUACGUUCACCAGAGAUGUCGAGUAACAAUAGCAUCCCCAGCCAAUGCAAACACACUGACGCUUCUGUUUAUGAAUGUUUGCGGAUCUUAAAUGGAUUGACUGUUAAUUGUUUUAAUAACUGUUCCACUGUUCAUUUGUCUCUGUUCACCAUGCAUUUUGAAGUUUACAACCCAUCACGUCUUCACCACGUAAUCCACCCGUAGGAAGUGUUCUUUUAAAACUCUGUCAUUGUUUGCAUGUUGUGGGGAAUGUAGAUAUCAUUUACUGAGUGUUACAAUUGGGUUUUACUUGUCUAGUCUGUGCUGCCAUAAUUAGCUGUUUUUACAACAGUAUAUGACCUCCCUGUGUGGUAGUAACCUUGUGAUAAACAUACAAUAGUACUAUCUCAAAGCUGUGACGAACAUAGUAGUAAAUGUGUCAUUCACAUCGAAGACUCCACUGUCCGUUGUAAUGUGAAUGUCCUUUGUCAUAAUAGAGGCUGAAUGGAAUGAGAUGUCUCCAUCCUCAGAGCCUUCCAUUAAUUCACCAUUCCCUUGCUACCAAGCACCGGAUGUGUAGCCUGCCUCACCGUGCUGGUUGGGUUGAGAAAUUCUGUUGAAUUAUUUGAAUGUGGCCCUUUGAGAUUCCCCUGUGACUUGAUUUCCAGAUAAUUGGAGGGAUGAUUUGAUUUACAGAAAGGAUGUGUUGCUCAACUUCAAUCAGUACAAUGGAUCAAAUACAGUAAGACUAGUACUGUAGAUCAAAUGAAGAUGACCGAUAUUGCUUUAAACUCUUUACUUUUUAUAUUGAGUUAUUUCCUCUGUUUCUAAGACCUGGUAUGUCAACGAUGUUGCUAGCUGGUUUAUAAAAGUUUUGAACUUGGUAUUACUCGCUGUGGCAGCUAGUGUUUUGACAUUGCAUCUUGGCAGUGGUAUGACAACAUUUAUAUUAGUUUGAGGUAGCAUUGUUGUUGUCCUAAUUUAGACUGGGUUAAAGCACUGCCAUAACAUGGAGAUGUUGGUACAAUGCUUUGCCUGCACUCAAGCAGGGCUAUUGUAGUUUAAGAUAAUUUGUAGAGAACAUGGCAAUCCUCAGCUGUAACUGACCUUUUCCCCCUUUACACUUUCUUUGAUUACCACAUAACUGCAUAAGGCUUCUGGAUGUGCGUAGGUAGACAUGAUCUUUUAUUUGAAUCACAUUUUGAAAUUGGUUCUAGUUCAAAUAAGUCAUAUCUAGCUGGAUUAAGUACAUUUGAUGUCCAAGGAGAAAUGUCAAAACCAUGGUGCUUGUGCUGUUGUCUGUCUGGGUUAUUUUUUACGCUGUGGGUCCGUACAUAGUCAAACGUAUUUCAGGGUUGUUUAUCUUAUCACAAACUAUGCACGGUUAAUAUUCAGUAAACAUUUGCUACAACGAUUUACAGCAACUAAAUCUCUUAAAACACCAAUUUCCGUCUAUAGUGGAUCUAUAGAACUCCAUUUUAUCAACCAUUACUGCAUUUCGUACACAGACCUGACUGCUACAACUGCAUGAACGUAGUCCAUCAUCAGCAUGAAAAAGUCGAUCUGCACGUCAACAAAACUUGUCAUUUUCUAUUUUUUUUAUACUGAUAAACAGUCCACCAGCGACCAUAAAGUGCUACUGUGUUUCUUAUGGCUUGGCCUCAAUGUCUUUAAAGCUGGCUUCCGCCGUGCUGCGGAGGGUUCCGGAGUGAGCGCUCAGAUGCAGGGCCUGCUGGAUGGCGGCGGCUCGUGGGACAGGAACAGCAUCGGCAGUGUGCUGGAGGAGGCCAUGACUCGCUUCGCUGUGAUGCAGCGGCAGACAGAGGAGCGCUUCCGCGUCUGGAUGGAGAAGCUGACGCGCCUCGACUCGGACGACAGCGUCGACUCGUCCAUCCACUCGAGCGACGCCCCCGGGCGGCACCAUCGGCACCACCACAGGGCGCCGCGCCCGUCAAGCUCCUUCCUGCCCUCCUCGGAGUCGCAGGAGACAAUGGCGGCGUACACGUUGGCCCGGGGGAAUGCCAACGUCACCAUGAGCAGCAUGGCCCCCGACCCCCUCAACAACAACAUCCUGCCUGACGUAGUGCCAGUGGCUACCCAAAAUGGAAACCUGGACGUUCCAGACCCCAGCCUCUUGAACGUUUAGAUUCCCUUGUUGGACUCGUGGAGCGCUUUAGUGCUGUAUUUUCCAAAUGGAUAAAGUUCCACUACCAUCACACAUACAGUGAUGAUGGCAAAUGUGCUUAUCUGAUUUCCGCUUUUUUGAAAAAUGGAUUUUAAUCACCAACCCUCCAAUUCUACUGGAAGUCCCUAAUGUGUGGUAUUACAUAAUAGUUAACAUGGUGAGCAUGGCCUUGACUGUGUGUUUUUAACUGAAGACUGUGCAAGUACCAAACCAACACACAAUCGAUGGUUGAUUACAUUUGAAUGACACUCUGAAGUCCUCCAUGAACUGUGUGGCUCAUGGCAGCUGUGGGUGCUGAAUCACUGUGAGAUCUCCUAAAUAUUUUGAAUGCGUAAAAAAAAAUAACUAAUCGGUUCCUGGAGCCAAUUUACUUAUCUGCAAGUUAUAGAAAAAAUUGCAUCAUUGACACGGACAAUGCAUAUUUUAUCGACCGACUGUCAAGUCAGGCCUCUCAUUGUAUUGCUUGCAGUAUGCCUAUUCCAACAGUAUACAUGUUUACCAGCUAACUCACUCUGUGUCAGUUCAUACAAAAUGCAUCAUACAAUAACGUGCAUUAUAACACCCCAGACAGCCACAUGGGCAGGGGGCUGCUUCAUGGCAUGUGCCUUGUCAUACGGAAUUUAUGCUGGGAAUAAGAACGUUGUCAUAGUGCCAUUUUACUUACAGCCACAUCCACUGGGUUAGUAAUUGAUUUAAAUACUUGUCAAUGUUUUCACAGCCUUUACUUUUUGUGGUAUAGCUUUACUAACAGUAAACAUUCUAGUGAGAAUUACAUUAGCGCAGUAUACUCAGCCCCAUACGAUUCCUUGAAAUUGGAUGUCCAACUUUUUAAAUAUUUUAUUUUUAACCUGAACUGGUAUUGUGGUGGCACUGAGACCGUGAAAGAUUAGGCCUAAUACUAUGAUGGCAGUGGAGAGAAACUGUUUCAUGUGCAUAUCGUGGAUGUGAUCUUUUGUGCUGAAUAGGAGCUAAAAUAUCAAGCGCCUCAAAUGUCUUUCCAUAUCCUCAUAAUAGUUGUGUGCCAACUCUGGUCUGCUGUUGGUUGUGUUUGUCUGCCAACCUGGCCUGUGCUUGACGCAAAUGCUGCCUUUUUUUUAGAAUAGUAGUUGUAUUGAUAUGACUUUUAUUAUCAAGCUGAAACCAGGUUUCACACGAUCAUUAUAGAGUUUGGGCUCCAGAGCAGUAUAGCGCAUGUUAAUGUUUACUGGUUCCUACAUAGGCCUACUUAAGAUACAGGUGACCAUGUGGCCUUUUCUAGUUCAGAGCCUGUGAUUGCUUGAGUCUGAACAACCUUCUCCAGCUACUUAUAAAACAAGAAUGACUUCAAACACUACCUACACAUCCAGGACAUGGCUAAAGGAACAUAGCUGGAAGCAUAUUCAAUAGGGCGGUGUCUUUUGGAACAUUGUAAUUUGCACUUGAAAAUGUACUCCAUACACAUUAUAGCUACACAGUUCUCAAUUACACACGAUGUGUUUAAUCUGCAUAACGUUUUACUGUUUGCAUGUGAUCUUCCCUUAAUGUAUAUGUGCAAAUGUCAAAGAAUAAUUCAUAAUUUUUGAUCAGCCUGUGUGCAAGGUAAACCUUUGCUCGUAUGCUCAUGAGUUGUAGUGAGUGACAACUUCCUUUUGGUUUUAUGUUAACAGGACUUGGUCCAGCUCUCGUCUCCUGCCUACAAUUUCAUGACGCACAGUUCAUCUGACAUAUUUAGUUUGCCGCCUUGUCCUGUUCGGAUCCCAGUACUGUAAAUGGUCUUCCAUUUGUUUACCACAGUAUUGUAUCAUGUCAGCAGCUCACUGAAGAGAGAGUGCCCGAUUUUACAAGUGCAUCAAAAACAUUCAUGGUCAUUUUCCAUUGAGGACAGGUAUUAAAAUCAAAUUGUAUUUGUCA